Molecule: messenger RNA, 2252 nt
Organism: Drosophila miranda
Lineage: Eukaryota; Metazoa; Arthropoda; Insecta; Diptera; Drosophilidae
Exons: 2
Coding region: 121-2166 (681 amino acids)
Biological process (GO): regulation of transcription by RNA polymerase II; DNA-templated transcription; regulation of cell cycle
Cellular component (GO): transcription repressor complex; nucleoplasm
Molecular function (GO): DNA binding
Source: RefSeq, a predicted model, not a curated record
GACGUCGCGUCGCGUCACGUCACAUGGAAAAUUCUAGAGAAUUGUGUUCGGAAAUCUGAAAUAGACUUAGCUCAAGUAAAAGCCGCAUUCAACUCAAGCAAGAAAGGCAGUCGUUUGAAAAUGUCAAUGGAAACCAAUGGAAAUGUGGCCAGUGACGGCACCACGGGCUUGACGCCACCACAGCUUUCGGAAAUCGGCUUGUGCACCGCCACAAGAAUUUCCAAGAUGGAGGCGGAAAAGGCAAAGGCAAAGGCAAAGGCAAAGGCGACCGGCCAGCCCGAUGGCGAUGUCGAUGACGAGCUCUUUGUGAAACGGCCCGCUUUCCAUGGGCGCAUGGUCUCAACGAAGUCCAUCUCGGUGCCCGGGCAAGCUCUGACAGUGGUCAAUCCGGCGAAGGAGAAGAACGUCCUGGCCCCUUUCGCCCACUUUAUGAGUCAAGUGCUAGCUCAGCGCUGGAUGUGGUGCGAGUUCGCAUAUUCGUUUAUCGACGAGCCCAUAGCGGGCAGCGCCUUCUACGAUCUAGACAAGCUCAUCAAGGAAAUGGGCCAUCGGAUCGCCACGCGCACCAUGCCGCGCCGCUCCUGGCAGCUGGUGCGUCAGCCGAUUGGCAGGCCGCGACGCUUUUCAAAGGCCUUCAUAGCCUCAGAAAUCGAGGAGUGGGAUCACCUGCGCGACCUUGUGCGCCAGAUGCAGAAGGGAACCUUCGAUGUGAAGAAGCACGAGAGCGACUUGCCGCAGCUGCCCAGUCGUGUGCCGAUGGCGCUGGCGAUGGACACCAAGGUGACGAGCUACCUGCCGACCGGAUUCGCCCAUGGGCUGGUCGUCAGCCACGAGCCCAAGAGCAACACCUACCUCGUGAAGCUGAGCGUUGGGGGAGCCGCCAAGGAGAAGGAGAAGCAGAAGGGGAAGGAGAAGGAGCUGGAGAAGGAGCAGGAGAAGGAGCAGGAGAAGGAGCAGGAGGAGCAGGAGAAAGAGCAGGAAAAGAAGUGGGUGCGCCUGAUCGACAAGAAGCUGCAGGCGGACAUGGGCUGCGAGAGUCUGCCACUGCCCAUAAUGAUGGUCACGACCGCUGAACCCGCUCGCCAGGAAGGUGCCUCCAAGAAGGACGAAAAGGCGGCCACGUUCUCGAGUGCCGGCUUCAGCAAGACGCUGCUGGAGUCCGUGGUGGAGCUUAAGAACCUCAUGAUCAGCAAGCAGAAGACCGUCGACGUUUUUAUCGCGUUGAACAAGGAAUUCGAGACGAUCAGGGCUCAGCGCCCGGUUCGUCGUGAACCGAAGUCGAGCGCCGAGCGCGACGAGCAGCAGCGCUGCUUUGCGGCCAACAUGAUCACACUGCAUCGCGUCAACGAGAGCAUGCUGAAGCCCCUGCGUAUCCUCCAUCAGUAUCUGGACGAGUACAAGCAGAUGGAGGAUCUGAAGGACAAGACCAUGACGGCCCGCGAGCGCUUUCAGCAGUGCCGGCUGCAGUCCGACCUCGAUCUGAAGGCGGCCGAGGCUCAGCACGGCCUCGAGGUCACAUCGGAUGCCACACGCGAACUGAUUCGCACUCUCCACACGACCCUGUAUCUGUGCGGGGCAUUGAGAGGCGAACAGGGCUCCGACAUUCGCACCAUUAUCAAUGAUCUGAUGUCCAGCACAAUGGAGAAUAUGCCGCCCGAUUUGAGCGCCGUUUUCAAGCAGAAGUUAUCCAAAGUUACACCGCUGUGGGAGGACCUUGGGCGCGUCCGCAAGCAGCCUACCUUAAAGGCAAAACCAAUUGCUAUCCAGAAAAAGCCACCGGGAAAGCAACCGGAAAAGCAACUGGGAAAGCCACUGGGAAAGCCACUGCCAAAGCCACUGGGAAAGCCACUGGGAAAGCCACUCGGAAAGCCACUGCCGCCACAGGUAAAGCCACAGCCGAAGCUACAGCCAAAGCCAAAGCCACAGCCGAAGCCACAGCCAAACCCAAAGCCACAGACAAAGCCAAAGCCAAAGCCAAAGCCUAAGCCAAAGCCACAGCCACAGCUACAUGAAAUAAAUUUGGAGGAGUUUGUGGAUACCUGUGGACUCUAUCAGUCCUAUCAGACGCUAGAAUCGCUCGAACAGUCCAACCAAAUGGCCCAGCAGCACGAUAUCGUCUUCGACGACUUGAUGGAGCCACUCCUGGACAAUCUCUUGGACGAGUAGACGCAUAACAGCUUCCUCUGCAUACAGAAAUAAAGCCAUGGCCCCAAUUUAUGGCAUAAUUACAAGCCUGGCCAAGUGCACUAGAA